AUGGCGUCCGCACUCCUCCGCAGCUUCUUCUUCUCCCCCGCCCGCCAAUCCCUCACAUCAACAUCAACACUCCCCUCCGCAUCAACAUCCUCCCGAUUCCAAGCCUCUCCCUCGCCGCUCCUCUCCCUCGCCCGCCGCGCAUUCUCAACAACCCCCGCCCCGCAAGCCACGCUGAACCAGGUCCUGCGCGGCAUCCGCAAGGGCAAGCGAGCUCGCCACGCCGUCUCGCCCGCGCUGUCCAACACGCACUGCCCCUCGCUCAAGGGCGUGUGCCUGCGUGUCGGCGUCGUGCGGCCCAAGAAGCCCAAUUCCGGCGAGCGCAAGACGGCGCGUGUCAAGCUGUCCUCGGGGGCCGUCGUGACGGCGUACAUCCCCGGCGAGGGACACAACAUCCAGCAGCACAGCGUCGUGCUUGUGAGGGGAGGCAGGGCGCAGGAUUGUCCUGGUGUGCGGUACCAUUUGGUGCGAGGAGCGUUGGACCUGGGUGGUGUUGCGAGCAGAACGACGAGCAGGAGUAAAUAUGGCACCAAGAAGCCCAAGAAGGCUACCGUUGGUUGA
Trichoderma aggressivum f. europaeum is the source of this 558-nucleotide messenger RNA. RefSeq lists its product as uncharacterized. The coding region runs from base 1 to 558 and encodes 185 amino acids. Gene Ontology annotation, molecular function: structural constituent of ribosome. Gene Ontology annotation, cellular component: ribosome; small ribosomal subunit. Gene Ontology annotation, biological process: translation. Lineage: Eukaryota; Fungi; Ascomycota; Sordariomycetes; Hypocreales; Hypocreaceae. The transcript has 2 exons. The record is from RefSeq and is a predicted model, not a curated record.